This is a messenger RNA of Corylus avellana, 2091 nucleotides long. Lineage: Eukaryota; Viridiplantae; Streptophyta; Magnoliopsida; Fagales; Betulaceae. The record is from RefSeq and is a predicted model, not a curated record.
AUGGUUAUUCAUAUUGUGGCAGGUGCAAUACCAAGUGAAAUUGGUAAUCUAGAAAACCUUGAGAUGUUCAAUAUUGGUCUCAACUACUUUACGGGUCCAAUUCCAUUUGAGAUAUUUAAUAUCUCAACAAUACAAAGAAUUGCAAUGCCUAAAAAUAACUUUUCAGGCCAUCUUCCACCAAAUAUAGGCUUCUUUGUUCCAAAUCUCGAGAUACUUUUUCUUUGGGGAAAUCAACUAAGUGGAACAAUUACAAGCUCUAUCUCCAAUGCCUCACAACUCGCUAACCUACAAUUGGCCAGCAACUCAUUCUCGGGCUUAAUUCCUAAAGAAAUUUGUAAUUUAAGGCUCCUCCAAGUGCUCGACCUACAAGAUAAUAAUUUGACCAUCGAACCUUCUAAUCCAGAGUUCAACUUUUUCUCUUCUUUGUCAAAUUUAAGAUAUCUAAGACUGUUAGGAUUGUCAAAUAAUCCACUGAAUGACAUCCUUCCCAGUUCCAUUGAAAAUUUCUCUACUUCUCUUCAAGAACUUUACAUAGAUAAUUGCAAUAUUAGAGGCAGCAUUCCUCGAGGUAUUGGCAAUUUAAGGAACUUGAUGAAUUUGUCCCUAGAGAACAAUGAAUUGGCUGGACCUAUUCCAACUACAGUGGGAAGAAUGCACAUGCUCCAAGGUUUGUUCCUUGAUGGCAAUAGACUAGAAGGUCCCAUCCCAUCCUAUCUUUGUCAAUUAAAGAGCUUAUUUAUAAUAGAUAUAAGUGCUAAUAAGCUUUCUGGAGACAUUCCUACAUGCAUGGAUAAUCUUACUUCUCUAAGAUAUCUCUAUUUAGCUGGUAACAAGUUAUCUUCUACAGUUCCCUUGAACCUGUGGAGCCUUACUAAUCUCUUGGUUGUUAGCUUGUCGUCAAAUUAUCUAAGUGGUUCUCUCCCAUUUGAAAUUGGAAAUGUGAAAGUUCUAAUGAAAUUGGAUUUAUCAAGUAAUCUAUUAUCAGGCCAAAUCCCAACAACAAUUGGAGGUCUUAAAGAUCUAGUUAACCUCUCCAUGUCGAACAAUCAAUUAGAAGGCUCAAUUCCUGAAUCAUUUGGUGGACUUGUAAGCUUGGAAUUCUUGGAUCUUUCUAAGAACAAUUUAUCUGGAGAGAUUCCAAAAUCUUUGGAGGCACUGUCAUACCUCAAAUAUCUAAAUGUCUCUUUCAAUAUACUACAAGGAAAAAUUCCUGUAGGAGGACCAUUUGUACACUUCUCCGCUGCAUCAUUUAUGUCAAAUGAUGGACUUUGUGGUGCGCCCCGACUACAAGUUUCCCCUUGUAAAGAAGGUGUUUCUCAACCCAAAAAGGUCGUAGCAGCACAUAUACUUAAGUAUGUAUUACCAACAAUUGGGGUAACAAUGCUUGUAAUCGCUCUUGUAUUAGUAUGGACAAGAUGCCGAAAAAGGAAUGCAAAACUUCCGGUGGAGUCAAACUCGUUACCACUAGCGACAUGGAGAAGAAUUUCCCAACAAGAACUUUUUCAAGCAACACAAGGGUUUAGUGAAGGCAACUUACUUGGUAAAGGAAGCUUUGGAUCUGUAUACCAAGGGACACUCUUAGAUGGAAUGAUUGUUGCAAUAAAAGUUUUCAACUUGGAAGUAGAAGGGGCAUUGAAGAGUUUUGAUGCAGAGUGUGGGGUACUACGCAAUAUUCGUCAUCGAAAUCUUGUCAAAAUCAUUACUACAUGUAGUAACAUGGAAUUCAAAGCUUUUGUAUUGGAAUACAUGCCUAAUGGAAACCUAGAGAAGUGGUUGUAUUCUCAAGGCAGCUAUUUGAGUAUCUUACAAAGACUAAAUAUAAUGAAGGAUGUCGCGUCAGCACUAGAAUAUCUUCAUUAUGGUUAUUCAACACCCAUUAUUCAUUGUGAUUUGAAGCCCAACAAUAUCUUAUUAGAUGAAGAUAUGGUCGCACAUGUUGCUGAUUUUGGCAUCGCCAAGCUGUUAGGUGAUGGCGAUUCUAUGGUGCAAACCAUGACUCUCGCUACUAUUGGGUAUAUGGCACCAGGUGAUGUUUUUCUCCUACAACUAGAAGUAGAAUGUUUGUCAUUCUAUUCAUGCAUACACAAAUAA